Colletotrichum godetiae is the source of this 1590-nucleotide messenger RNA. Its product is annotated as cytochrome P450. Bases 1 to 1590 code for a protein of 529 amino acids. The record is from RefSeq and is a predicted model, not a curated record. Lineage: Eukaryota; Fungi; Ascomycota; Sordariomycetes; Glomerellales; Glomerellaceae. The transcript is spliced from 8 exons. Gene Ontology annotation, molecular function: monooxygenase activity; oxidoreductase activity, acting on paired donors, with incorporation or reduction of molecular oxygen; heme binding.
AUGGAAACUCAGAUUGCACAGACUGGUUGGAAAGUUCCAAGCUUCCAAGUCACCGCCAUAAUCACUGCAUUCUUAUGUCUGCUGAUAAUCCCGCUCAUCUACAAUGUGCUUUUCCAUCCUCUGGCCCGAGUACCAGGGCCUUUCUUGGCCAAGUUCAACGACUUCUGGCACGCAUACCAGCUGUACACAGAUAUGAGACAUGAAAAACUCUGUAAACUUCAUGAUCAAUAUGGUCCUGUGUUGCGCUUGGGCCCGAACACCGUCUCCGUGAACACCACGGAAGGAUUUCAGAAGGUUUACUCGGCGACAUCACCAAUCGACAAAUCGCCAUUCUAUCAAAGCUUCACCCCAGGUUUUCAAAGCAGCUUCUCUUCGAUGGGUGCUGCGUACAAAGAGAAAAAGUCCAUCCUCUCUCAAGCAUUCUCUCAGAAGAAGCUGGACGCCAUGGAACCAGCAUUUAUGGAGCAUAUUUGGAAGCUUUGCAAGGUUAUGAAAAGUCAAAGUGAGGUAAACUUGGAUGAUACUCUAUCGGCUUUGACAGUGGAUAUCCUAUCCGACGUGUGUUUUGGUGAGACGUUUGACUUGCUUCAUAAUCCCAUGGAGAAGGCGAAGGAAGGCACUCUUUGGAGAUGGCCUUUGUUGCAGCAAAUGAUUCGAAAGUUCUCGUACGCCUGUACAACCCGGGGCUAUCCAGCGAAGCUGGCAAUCGACGCCAUGAUCAAACAGAGACAAAGUCCCUCUGGCAAGCACGACAUUUUCAACUACCUCCUUACUGCUACCAGUCCCACCACUGGUGUGCCGUUCCCUGAUCGUGAGCUAUUCGGUGAAGCGAUAGUAAUGUUUGUGGCAGGAUCUGAUACCACAUCUACUGCUCUUUUGACAAUACUGUGGCAUCUAUUGGCUCAUAAGAAUGCAUACGACAAGCUGGUUUCGGAGAUCAGAUCUACAGUCACGCGGCGUGAUGAGUUGAGCUAUCAUAAGAUUCAGCACCUUCCAUACCUGAGAGCCGUGAUAGAAGAAGGAAUGAGAAUAUUUCCACCGAAUUCAGGCUUCAUUCCAAGACAGGUUCUCCAAUCUGACGGCGCGUUCGUUCUCCACGGCGUGCCUUUGCCAGUGGGGACGGAAGUCGGCGUUGCAAAUAUGGCUAUGCAUAGGAACCCCGAGUAUUUCGAACGGCCCAAUUGUUUUAUUCCAGAACGCUGGAUCGGAGAUGGUCAAUCUGCGGUGAAGGAUAAGUCGGCAUUCUCUCCCUUUUCCAAGGGCCCAAGGGCAUGCCUGGGAAGGACGAUGGCCUACAUGGAAAUGUCUCUAGUCUUGGCAGCAGUUUCCUUGGAGAUGGACCUCGAGUUCCAGGAUCCUGAGUUUGAGGCAAGACAGGGCUACACAGCGACGGAUUCUUUUGUCCUAACCAUUGGUCUUGUUCAUAAGACUGUCACUAAGGGCCUAUCAAGUUCGAGAUCAUGGUUGAAAAGACGGGAGCAAUUUAGGCUAAAGGAGUCGAUCUCGUUCACCCCUGCUGAUCAGAUCACGGACACCCGGCUAGGUCCAGAGUGCCCCCGGUGGGCGAUGAUCGACUUCCUUGGUGACUAA